Saccostrea echinata is the source of this 2039-nucleotide messenger RNA. RefSeq names its product heat shock 70 kDa protein 12A-like. Gene Ontology annotation, molecular function: ATP binding; ATP-dependent protein folding chaperone. The transcript is spliced from 5 exons. The record is from RefSeq and is a predicted model, not a curated record. Bases 25 to 1842 code for a protein of 605 amino acids. NCBI's taxonomy places the organism in Eukaryota, Metazoa, Mollusca, Bivalvia, Ostreida, Ostreidae.
CUAUUGUCUGAGAUUUAUCUUGAUAUGGCUGAACCAAUAAGUAAGACGGUUCAUACAAAGACAAUAGUUGCUUCUAUAGAUAUAGGAACAGCCUAUACUGGAUAUGCUUAUUCCUUCAAAACCAACCCAUACGACAUCACGGUGAGAAAAUGGACGACAGAUGGCAUUGUUUCACCUAAAGCGCCAUCUUCUGUCUUGCUAACACCGGAACUGAGUUUUGAUUCUUUUGGAUAUGAAGCGGAAAAGAAAUUCUCCGAUUUAUUCGUGGAAAAGGAUCAUAAAGACUGGCAUUUCGUCCAAGGUUUCAAAAUGGCCCUUAAUGAAAAACAGAAAUUUGAUAUAAAUUUCCUGAAUAUAACUGAUAUCCAGAAUCACUUUGUCCCAGCUAGAGCUGUGUUUACUGGGGUGAUAGGUUAUCUAAAGAACGACCUUAUGGAGCAACUUACGAGUAAAGGUCAUGAACAUGAAGUGGAUAACAUUCAAUUUGUUGUCACUGUUCCUGCAAUAUGGAGUGACGCUGCAAAACAAGCAAUGGUGGAUUCUUCAGUGUGGGUAGGAAUCAAGAAGGAAAAUCUAACAAUAGCUUAUGAACCGGAAGUAGCAGCAGUGCACUGCCUGACAAUUCCAGCCAAUCAAGUCACCGUGAGAACAAAAGAAAACAUCGCCAUGAUGUUUCAGCCCGGGUGUUGUUUUCUUGUUUUGGAUCUCGGUGGUGGAAAAGCUGACAUUACGGUGCAGAAGGUAGAGAGGGACGGAAAAUUAAGUCAACUUUACGCUGCCUCUGGUGGAAGCUGGGGCGGAUCAUGUGUCAACAACUCGUUCUUUCAGGACCUCAAGAAAAAUCUAGGAGAUAGAGUAUAUCAGGAAUUUAUGAAGAAAAAUGUAGGAGAUUAUUUUCAUUUAAGGAACCAGUUUGAGAAAGCAAAACGGAACUUUAAAAACGAUCAAGAAAUGGUGAGUUUGCACCUUCCUUCAUCUUUAGAAAAGAUAACGGCAGAGAUUUGUGGUAAAAAUAUUGGAGAAAUUCUCAAAGAUUUGGACACAUGUAAGAGUUUGGCUUACAGCGAUGGAAAACUGAAAUAUACUGCAGAAUACUUCAAGACAUUCUUCUUUCAGACAAUUCAAUCAACCGUUGAUCAAAUCAGAAAGGUUUUAAAAAGCAGGAAAUGUAAUGAAGUAAAAUAUAUCCUCAUGAUUGGAGGAUUUUCAGAAUCAGAUAUUGUUAGGACCAGAAUAAAAGAAACGUUUCCGGGUGUUCAAGUAAUUAUGCCUGAAGACGCUGCACUUUCCGUCUUAAAAGGGGGUGUACUCUUUGGACAUGCGCCAGACACUGUACGGUUUCGAGUUUGUCCGCAGACGUAUGGAAUAUCUAUGCAUGAUUAUUUCAAUCCAAAUGUACAUGACUUCUCCAAAAGUUGCAAAGUUGGAAAUGUUCAAUUUGUUGUUGGAUGUUUCGAGAAAAUUUUUGAAAAAGAUGAAGUGAUAGAGGUCGGUCAGAAAAGAAAAAUUCGGGUUGCUGAGGACUUCACCGAACAACCCGAGAAUGCGAGAACACAAAAUAAAGAAAUUGAGAUGUACUCUUCAGUUGAAAAAGAUCCAAAAUUUGUCUCAGAUCCCGGAUGCAUGUUACAAAGCACUAUCGUUGUAUCGCCACCUGGUGGGAGAUGGCCAGAUGUUGUCAAGGGGAAAAUAACUUUUGAAGUGACAGUAACCGGAUUAAAGGUUUCCUUCAAAGAUAGAAAUACAAAAUGUUCCAGCGGUGGUGAAAUAAAAUUCACUGAACCAUCGUCGUCAGACAGCACAAGUCCGUUAAAUCGAUCCUUCAGGAAAGAUGUUUCGUAAUUAAAGUUUUGUUUUCAAAUUUCAACAGUAUUUUGAAUAAUUCACCCAACUUCUUGAUUAAGGUAUUCGAAAAGCAUUAGAAAACGUGACUUACGCCAUUUCGAUGUUUGUCGGAAUGUGUCGGAUAUCAAUGAUAAUAUUUAUAUAAACUCAGUAAUUAUAGCACAUACCUAUUAUUUGCAAUUUUAUUCAGUAUU